Molecule: messenger RNA, 2287 nt
Organism: Odobenus rosmarus divergens (Pacific walrus)
Lineage: Eukaryota; Metazoa; Chordata; Mammalia; Carnivora; Odobenidae
Gene: GNS
Product: glucosamine (N-acetyl)-6-sulfatase
Exons: 14
Coding region: 164-1819 (551 amino acids)
Biological process (GO): glycosaminoglycan metabolic process
Molecular function (GO): N-acetylglucosamine-6-sulfatase activity; glycosaminoglycan binding
Source: RefSeq, a predicted model, not a curated record
GGUUCACGUGAUCGUGCUAGGGGAGAAAACGCCUGACCCCAGCCCCCGGCCUUUUCCGGGCAACCCUCUUCCUCCGGCGGUUCAUCCGCCUUUUGCCCUUCAGACACCUGCGCGUCCCUCUACUCGGUCCCGGCCCCCCCCCCGCCCCGGAGCCCUGUCCGCCAUGUGGCUCCUGCCUCUGGCCCCAACUGGGCCCCGGCGGAACAGCCCCCGUCACCUGCCUUCCUGCAGCCCUGCGCUGCUGCUGCUGCUGGGGAGCUGCCUGGGGGUCUGUGGGGUGGCGGCGGGCUCUCGGAGGCCCAAUGUGGUGCUGCUCCUCACCGACGACCAGGAUGAAGUGCUCGGCGGCAUGACACCACUAAAGAAAACCAAGGCUCUCAUUGGAGAAAUGGGGAUGACUUUCUCCAGUGCUUAUGUGCCAAGUGCUCUUUGCUGCCCGAGCAGAGCCAGUAUCUUGACAGGGAAAUACCCACAUAAUCAUCACGUUGUUAACAACACUUUAGAGGGGAACUGCAGUAGUAAGUCUUGGCAGAAGAUCCAAGAACCAAAUACUUUCCCAGCAAUUCUCAGAUCGAUGUGUGGUUAUCAGACCUUUUUCGCAGGGAAAUACUUAAAUGAGUAUGGAGCCCCAGAUGCCGGUGGACUAGAACACGUUCCUCUAGGCUGGAGUUAUUGGUAUGCCUUGGAAAAGAAUUCUAAAUACUAUAAUUACACCCUCUCUAUCAAUGGGAAGGCACGGAAGCAUGGUGAAAACUACAGUGUGGACUACCUGACAGAUGUUCUGGCUAAUAUCUCUUUGGGCUUCCUGGACUACAAGUCCAACUCUGAGCCGUUCUUCAUGAUGAUCUCCACACCAGCACCUCAUUCUCCUUGGACAGCCGCACCUCAGUACCAGAAGACCUUCCAGAACGUCUUUGCACCAAGAAAUAAGAACUUCAACAUCCAUGGAACGAAUAAGCACUGGUUAAUUAGGCAAGCCAAGACCCCAAUGACUAAUUCUUCAAUACAGUUUUUAGAUAGUGCAUUUCGGAAAAGGUGGCAAACUUUACUCUCAGUUGAUGACCUUGUGGAGAAACUGGUCAAGAGAUUGGAAUUCAAUGGGGAACUUAACAACACGUACAUCUUUUAUACCUCAGACAAUGGCUAUCACACAGGACAGUUUUCUUUGCCAAUAGAUAAAAGACAGCUGUAUGAGUUUGAUAUCAAAGUUCCACUGCUGGUUCGAGGACCUGGGAUCAAACCAAAUCAGACAAGCAAGAUGCUCGUUGCCAACAUUGACUUGGGUCCUACUAUUUUGGAUAUUGCUGGAUAUAACCCAAAUAAGACACAGAUGGAUGGGAUGUCUUUAUUGCCCAUUUUGAAAGGUGCCAGCAAUCUGACUUGGCGAUCAGAUGUCUUGGUGGAAUAUCAAGGAGAAGGCCGUAAUGUCACCGACCCAACCUGUCCUUCACUGAGUCCUGGAGUAUCUCAAUGUUUCCCAGACUGUGUCUGUGAAGAUGCUUACAAUAACACCUACGCCUGUGUGAGGACCCUGUCGGCGCAGUGGGAUUUACAGUAUUGUGAGUUUGAUGACCAGGAGGUAUUUGUAGAAGUCUAUAACCUGACUGCAGAUCCAGACCAAAUCACAAACAUUGCUAAAAGUAUAGACCCAGAGCUUUUAGGAAAAAUGAACUACCGGCUAAUGAUGUUACAGUCCUGUUCUGGACCAACCUGUCGCACUCCAGGGGUGUUUGACCCUGGAUACAGGUUUGACCCUCGGCUCAUGUUCAACAGUCAUGGCAGGGUCAGGACGCGAAGGUUUUCAAAGCAUCCUCUGUAGCGACCUGUGCAGCUGGGUCCCCGCACGCCUCUGCCUGAUGGAGUGAUUGUAGUAGGUAUCGGUAGCUAGUCCUCAAGACCAUGCCUGGAAGAGUUUCUGGACUGGCUCUCAGUCCUGUUUGAAAAAGCAACCCAAUUGGCGGACUUCCUUGUGCAAAGUGUUAAACUGUGAACUCUGCCCUUAUGUCAGGAGUGGCUGGCCCUGGUCCCUUCACUCAGCUAAUCACGAAUGCUCCUGAGGUCUUCAUUCCCACCAUACCCUUUCCUGGGGUUACAGUUCUUGAUUAUUCCCCAUGUGGUCAGAGUCUGAAUUUGUAAAUCCAUUCAGAUAAAUGGCAAUACUUGGGGGGCGGGGGGGUACUUUACAGCUUGACCACUUCACUAUCAAAAAUACCAACAUCACAUGGCUUGAAUAACCAUCAGAGCAAGAACAAGUACCACCAUUUUCAGAUUAGUCACAAUGUGAUAA